This is a messenger RNA of Prorocentrum cordatum, 5040 nucleotides long. Lineage: Eukaryota; Dinophyceae; Prorocentrales; Prorocentraceae. The record is from the annotation of a GenBank genome assembly.
AUGGCGCUGUGCGACUCAGUGUCCUGCUUCGUGGGCGUUCCCGCCGCGGCGUCCCAGGGCCCUUCGCCGGCUCUCCGUGCCUCCAUCUCCCAGCCACGCGUCGAGAGCGGCGCGAGCUCGGGCUUCAACACCAGCGCCGCGUGCUCCCUCGUUGCGGCCGGCGUCGUGGGUGUGGCCGCGAGCCGCCGCCGCUCAUCCGCGAAGGUGACCAGGGAGGCGGUCGGCGUCGGUAUCAACGGUUUCGGGCGCAUCGGGCGCCAGGUGGCCCGCAUUGUCAUGAAGGACCCAGAGACGGAGCUGAAGCUGGUGAACGCGAGCUACGAUGCGGAGUAUCUCGCGUACCAGAUGAAGUACGACUCGAUCCACGGCAGGUACGAUGGCACUGUCGAGGUCGACGGGGACUCCUUGGUGAUCGACGGCCACAAGGUGGCGCUGUCGCACACCCGUGAUCCGGCUGAGAUCCCUUUCAAGGAGCACGGUGCGGACUACGUCUGCGAGUCCACCGGCGUGUUCCUGACGGAUGAGAAGAUCCAGCCGCACCUCAAGGCGGGCGCGAAGAAGGUCGUGUUCUCGGCCCCGGCUAAGGACGACAGCCACACCAUAGUGAUGGGCGUGAACCAGGACACUUACAAGAGUGACAUGAACUGCGUCUCGUGCGCUUCGUGCACCACCAACGGCCUCGCUCCCAUGGUGAAGGCUGUCAACGAUGCGUUCGGCAUUAAGCGGGGCCUGAUGACCACCAUCCACGCCAUGACCGCGUCUCAGCCAACCGUGGACGGGGCGUCGAAGAAGGACUGGCGUGGUGGCCGCGCGGCGUCAGGCAACAUCAUCCCCUCCUCGACGGGGGCGGCCAAGGCGGUGGCCAAGGUCGUGCCAGAGGUGGCGGGCAAGCUCACUGGCAUGGCUUUCCGCGUGCCCACCAUCGACGUGUCGGUCGUGGACCUCACUUGUGAGCUGGAGAAGGCGACGACCUACGAGGAGAUCUGCGCCGAGAUCAAGAGGCGUUCGGAGGGCGACAUGAAGGGGUUCUUGGGCUACUGCGACGAGGCUCUGGUGUCCACCGACUUCGAGACGUGCCCCAUCUCCAGCACGUUCGAUUCCAAGGCGGGCAUCAUGCUGGACCCUACGUUCGUGAAGCUCGUGGCCUGGUACGACAACGAGUGGGGCUACUCGUGCCGUGUCGUUGACCUGAUCAAGCACAUGGCCAAGGCCACUUUCGCCUGGCUUGGAUCCUGCCCGAGGUGCCCCGAGUCUGUCUGCGGCUCCCUCGUGUGCGGAGAGGUGCACUGCCCCCCGGCGCCAGCGUGCCCGCAGUGCCCCGCGUGCCCAGGCUGCCCCGGGGCCCCCGAGCCAGCCUGCACCACCCCUGCGGCAGCGCCGCCGUGGCUCCCUGGCUGGCUCGCGUCCGCUGGACUCCUGCUGCUGGGCGCGGCCGGAGGAGCUGUGGUGCCUGCCCUCGCGCUGGGCACCUGGCAGGUGUUGCGCUGGCUGACGGGCGAGGCGCUGUACCACCAGCGGCGCGUUGUCGGGGUGCUGGCCUCCUCGGCGACUCAAGUGACUGACGCCGACGAGGUCAUCGGCGUCUCGCCGGACGGCGACCCCGAGCAGAUCGACCUCUCCGGGGCCUCGCGGGACAUCGAGGCCUGGCGCUGGUCGGAGGUAUUCCGUCCACCCCCGCCUGGUAUCCCGCGAGGUCAGGUCUACCGCUUCCAGCAGGAGCCCGACGCCGCCGCCCUCGCCACGAUGCGCGCGGACGCCGAGGCGUUCUGCGACGCCGCCUUCCUCGCUCUCGACCGGGCGGCAGGGCAGCCAGCGGUGCUCCCGGCGACGGGCAGCCUGGUCGACGCCGUGUGGCCCGCGCCCGCGGCGCCAGCCGCGGCCGCCGCUGCGGCCCCCGCAGCCCCCGGGCUGCCGCUGGCGCUCCCUGGGAUGGCGCCCCCCCCGGGCCCUCCGGCCCUGGGCGCCCCCGCCGCGGCCGCCGCCCCGCUGGCCCUGCUCGGAGCACCCCCAGCUGCGCUGCCUGGCGCUGCUCCACCGGGGGCGGUGGUGGCGGCCCCGCUGGCCGCCGCGGCGCCUGGAGCCGCCGCCCCGGCCGCAUUCCCCGCGGCCAUGGGCCUGGGCAUGGUGGCAGCGGCACCCUACCCGGUGAUGGUCACGGUUGAGACGACGACGUACGGCCCGCGUGGGACUCCAGUGGCUCCGAACGGCACGGAGGUCAUGUCUGGCGACGUCGGCAUCCACACGGCUCCUGGCUAUGGUGGCUUGCUGGUUCGUACGAUUCGCUCCGACCAGGUGCAGGAUUUCAAGGGCCUCGAGGCAGCGGGUGACGCCCGCCUCCUCAGCGUGAUCGCGGUGAAUGGUCAACGCUCCCGUCGAGCCUGGCGUGACGUGGCCAGCUCGCUAUCCGAGAUCGCCUUCCGCGACUGGGCGAUAGAGGGCCCCCGCACCACCCUUUGGCGCUGCCGAUGGAUCGACCGUCGGGGCGGGGGCCCUCUCGACCACCACCGCUUCUUCGUGAUGGUCCACCGCCUCCACAAGGACAGCUGGGGUGUCCCGAUGCACGAGUUCGGGAUGAAGGCCCUAGAGACCCUCGGCGCCUACGACUCGCUUGACCUGCCGAGCGCCGCGGGGAUCGAGUCGCUGAUGCGCGAAGUGCAGCUGGUCGAGUAUGCGUAUGCCAAGCGCGACGGGUUUGCUGGGGCCAGCACCGAGGUGGCCGACGGCGACCUGAAUGCCAAGAAGAAGGGCCGUGGCCGCGGACGAGGAGGCGCCGCGGGCGCCUUCGGCUACCUGGACGAGCACACCGCCUUCCGGGGGCAGCGUGAGACGGGAGACGCCACGGUGUUUCCCGCCCUGGUCGAGUGGGUUGGCAAGCAAGUCGAACGCGAUGCCAACAUUUUAAAGCAGGUAUUACAUACAGAGUACGUUGACAACUUCGUUGCCCUUGGCCUCUCGAAGGACCCCAUGUAUGCCGUGACUGACUCCGUCGAUCGCAGUCUCCGAGACGCUGGGUUUCGCACCCACGGUCCGACGGCAUCGGCUGGAGGGGGUGUUCUCGGUUGGAUUUUCGACCAGGACGCCCCGACGAUUGGGAUCAGUCACCGCAUAGGCUGGCGAAUACGACUAGGGUGUCUGGCUGUCGCGGACAUGAAGUACGCCUCGGGGGAUCUUGUCAGGGUCGUCGUGUCGCACUUCACGUCUCGGGCUCUGCUGCGCCGUGAAUUACUCUCAUGUCUGCAGGCUUCGCAUUCUUUCAUCGAGUCGUCCGGCCACCACACGCGUGUUCUCUGGAGCUCAUUCAAACGGGAGCUUCGUUGGUGCGCCGCGCUGAUCGCACUCGCUUUCCGCGACGUCAAUGCCGCCUGGUCCCCCAUGGUCUACUGCACCGACGCGUCCUGGUGGGGCGCAGGGGUCGUCAGGGGCAUCCGCAGCGUCCAGGAGGUCCAGCACGCGGGCCACUAUACGGAGCGCUUGCGUUGCUCAGCGGCCCACGAGGCCAUCCUCAAGCCACGGGACUCGGCUCUGAAGCGUUCGGUCAGCAGCGGGGUCGCCGCCUCCCCCCAGGACUCCGAGAUCCCGAAGGCCCCCUUCCCCGAGGUCCCAGAGUCGGUCUACGGCGGCGACUGGUCCCUCGUAAUGUCCCAGAAGUGGUCCCGCAAGGAGGCCCAGGUUGUCUUGGAGGCUCGGUCGCUCGUGCUCACCGUGAAGAACAUAGUUCGGAACACUCAGAACUUCGGUUGCAAGCACCUGGAGCUUUCCGAUUCAAUGCUGCGCCGAAUCCAGUUGCAGCACUCGGGCCCGCGGGGCUCGAGGUCCUCCGCGAUGGCUUCCUCGGCGACAGCCGUGACGGCGGGCCCGCAGCUGGUGCCGCGCCCCCUGGGCGCCCACGCCGGGGGCCUGCCCCGUGCGGAGGUGGCGCCCAACCUCCCAGCGCCCUCCUCGCGGCGCCCAUACCGCGAGUGGGUGCCCCACGGCCCCGGCGCUCAGGAGGCGAGGGCCGCCAAGCGGGCGAGGGCCUUCCCUGCUGCCGCAGAGGCCCCACGGCCGCCAGGCGCCCCGACCUUCCUCGAGCUGCAGAGCGUCUCGCCGAAGGCCGCCCAGGACUACCAGACGUACGUGACGGCGUUCUACCAGUGGGGCCAGGAGCGCCACCUGCUCAGCGACAUCGCGACCUCGCUGAGGUCGGCGCCGGCGAUCGACCUAGCCCUCGUGACGUACAUGCACGAGAAGUUCUUCGCAGGCGAGCUCUCCUACGCGCCGACGAAGCUGAUCGCGGGUCUCCGCUACUUCUGGACAUACCCCAACGGAGCGCCCUUCGAGCUGCCCCGCAGCUUUCGCGCCUUGACGGGCUGGAAGCGCAUGGUGCCCGCCCAGAGCCGCCUGCCGCACCCCUGGGUCGCCCUGUGCCUGCGCGUGCAACACAUGAUUGCCGCGGGCCAGGUGAUGGAGGCAUUGGCCAGCAUCAUCGCCUUCACGUUCUACCUGCGCCCCAGCGAGUGCCUGCGUCUGCAGGGGAAGCUGAUCACGGCUCCUGCCCAGGCGCCUCGCCGUGUGCAGGACGGCCAGGGCCAGAUGUGGCCCCUCCUCCUGCACCCGCAAGAGGGCGGCGCCACGUCCAAGACGGGCCGCGUGGACGAGAGCCUGCUAGCGGACAACCCCCUGUUCCCGUGGUUGCCGCAGGUGCUGGGCCUCCUGAAGGCCAAGUUCCCCCACUCGCUGGUCUUCAACCUCGGCCAGGCGCAGUGGGGCCGGGCCUUGAAGGGCGCGGCGCCCGCUUGCGGGCUCACUGCCCUGGGCGACCCGUGUCUGCACCGCCUCCGCCACGGAGGGGUGUCGCACGACCUCCUCUUCAAGGCUCGCACUCUCCUGUGCGCCAAGAAGCGCGGCCGCUGGGCCAGCGACCGCAGCCUGGCCCGCUACGAGCGGGGCGGGCGCAUCAACGAGCAGCUGAGCCUCUUGUCCCAGGACAUCCUCAUCGCCGCCGACCUGGCGGCCUCGAACAUUGGCGUAACCUUCGUGAAUGCCUUCCGCUCUUUGUGA